Podarcis raffonei (Aeolian wall lizard) is the source of this 3482-nucleotide messenger RNA. It is a transcript of the gene PAK6, whose product is annotated as p21 (RAC1) activated kinase 6. The record is from RefSeq and is a predicted model, not a curated record. Gene Ontology annotation, biological process: protein phosphorylation; regulation of MAPK cascade; intracellular signal transduction. Gene Ontology annotation, molecular function: ATP binding; protein serine/threonine kinase activity. Lineage: Eukaryota; Metazoa; Chordata; Lepidosauria; Squamata; Lacertidae. The transcript has 10 exons. Bases 589 to 2601 code for a protein of 670 amino acids. Gene Ontology annotation, cellular component: cytoplasm.
CCGCUAUUAACAUGCACAGCGAGCCCGUGCCAAGAGCGAGUAGUUCGGCAUCUCUUCUGGCAGGCUGGCCAUUUCCCGGGCCACACACUCCCAGCCCCCAACCCGUUCCUUCUCCCUCUCCCCACUCCCCUCUCCCUGACGGUGUGACCCCCUUUUUUCCUCCCCUCUUGCCUCGCCCCUCCUUCCCAGCUGGUCCCUCCUCCCUCUUGCUCUGAAUCUGCCGGCUGUGCUUUUCCUCGCAGUCACUGGGAGAUGUGACAGCCUUUGGGAUUGUAUUAUCUAUGAAAAAGCUAUAUCCGGAGUUGAAAAAAUCUUGACGUGGCUCCCGGGCAGCAGGGAUGGAUCGUGGAGAGAAUUUCAGUCUCGAGCGCCUUUUCCUUUAUGGCAGGGACUGAUUAUUUCCGCUGGUGGCUGUUCUCUCAGUACAGAUAGAGCUAAAGAAUAGACAGGAAUCUCUGGGGAACUUUGGAGAAGUGGAAGCAUGAGUGACCUAUAGCAAAAAGGAAGAAGCCAAAAGUGUUAUGAACUGCCCUCUGCUUGACCAUUCCAACUGGUCAUUAGAAGAAUUAAUAACUAAGAAUUGGCACGAUGUUCCGCAAGAAAAAGAAGAAACGCCCCGAGAUCUCUGCUCCACAGAACUUUGAGCACCGUGUGCAUACCUCGUUUGAUCCAAAGGAGGGAAAAUUUAUUGGCCUGCCUCUGCAAUGGCAGAAUAUCUUGGACACUCUGAGGCGGCCCAAACCCGUCGUAGACCCUUCAAGGAUCACCCGGGUGCAGCUUCAGCCUAUGAAGACGGUUGUGAGAGCCAGUACAUUUGAAGUGGAAGGAUAUAUCUCUGGGAUACUCAAUGACAUCCAGAAGCUUUCCCUCAUCAGUUCAAAUACCCUGAGGGGGAAAAGUCCCACGAGCAGGAGAAGAGCGCAGUCGCUGGGGCUUCUGGGAGAAGAUGGACCCACUGACAUGUACCUACAGUGUGCGGAACCAGACUGGGCAGACAAAUAUGGAAACUACCUCAACUGCAAUGGCGGGAGCAAGUCCUCGAGACGGCAGACUUUAUGGCCAGAUUAUAAACCUGCAUUGGACGGACAGGCUCACUCCAAUGGCCUCGUGAUGAAAGCGCAGUCUCUUGGCCCUUCAGAAUUCCAGGGCGCAAACAGCCGCUUUAUCCCACUCUCCUCAGGUUUUCAGCGCCAGCAAUACAUCCCGGUUCCUGAGGCAAACAGUGAAGAUGCUGGAAGGGGAUGGAGCUCCGAAGAGCACUACGCUCAGCCUAGCCAGGGGAGCCAAGCUAAUUCGAGGCCGCCCGGGGAAGGCAGUCCUGGCUCCAAAUCGAGAGACAACAGCUUGAAGAGGAGGCUCUUGAGAAGCGUGUUCCCCUCGUCCAGCGCCUCAAACAAGAUCGGAAACAGCCAAACACAGAUAAAGCCCAGUCCUUUCUACCGACCGCCACAGCACUGGGGUUCACCGCACAGCCCUGCUGCCAAGUCCCAGUCCCUUCCCUCGGACCAGCCAGCGCCAGAGUAUGCUCGGAUUUCAGAAGCUGGGACCCCUCAGAAAUCCCCGACCACAGAGACUGCAGCGGCCCUGCCUCCAGGCCGGCCGUCGCCCGCGGGGUCCCCCCGGAACAGACACACCCAAACCAGCUCCAGCAACCUCCACCUUCCCUUGGACUCGAAAGCCCAGCCAUCCAGCGAGGAUCCAGUUGUCGUCACUCACGAGCAGUUCAAAGCUGCUUUGAGGAUGGUGGUGGACCAAGGCGACCCCAGGACGAUGCUGGAAAACUAUGUUAAGAUUGGGGAGGGGUCUACAGGUAUUGUCUGCAUUGCACGUGAGAAGCAUUCUGGACGGCAGGUGGCAGUGAAGAUGAUGGACUUGCGGAAGCAGCAGCGACGAGAGCUCCUUUUCAAUGAGGUGGUGAUAAUGAGAGACUACCAACAUGACAAUGUGGUGGAGAUGUACAAAAGCUAUCUGGUUGGUGAUGAGCUCUGGGUGCUGAUGGAAUUUCUCCAGGGAGGAGCCCUCACGGAUAUUCUGUCCCAAAUCAGGCUGAAUGAAGAGCAAAUUGCUACAGUGUGUGAGUCAGUCCUGCAGGCACUGGCUUACCUGCAUUCCGAAGGUGUGAUUCACAGAGACAUUAAGAGUGACUCCAUUCUCCUGACCCUUGAUGGAAGGGUGAAACUCUCCGACUUUGGCUUCUGUGCUCAAAUCAGUAAGGACGUCCCCAAAAGGAAGUCCUUAGUGGGGACACCGUACUGGAUGGCUCCGGAAGUUAUUUCAAGGUCUCCAUACACCACAGAGGUAGACAUCUGGUCUUUGGGAAUCAUGGUGAUCGAGAUGGUGGAUGGAGAACCCCCUUAUUUCAGCGAUUCUCCAGUCCAAGCAAUGAAGAGGCUCCGUGACAGCCCUCCUCCCAAAAUAAAGAAUUCUCAUAAGACGUCUCCAGUUUUAAGAGACUUCUUGGAACGGAUGUUAACACGAGACCCGUUAGAGCGAGCAACAGCCCAAGAACUCCUUGAUCACCCCUUUUUGCUUCAGACGGGACUUCCAGAGUGCCUGGUGCCCCUUAUUCAGCGGUAUAGGAAACGGACCUCCACCUGCUGACCCCAAACUUAAGAAGCACCUAGUAUAUCAUAGCAUUCGAAUGCAGUCUUUCUCUCGGAGUUACCAGAUCAAGGGCAGCCUGGCCCCGCAAACAUGGCUUGGAACUUGUCAGCGUCCUUUCCGAGAAUGCGAGAGGGAAUUUUCACCAUCUUGAGCUGCUUUUUAAUGUUUACCUUUUUCUCUUUUUCAUUGCUGAAGACAAUCAAAAGCUGGACUCCUACAAGUCUUAAUAUAUAUAUUGUGAAGCUUCUGGGAUAGUUCCUAUUUCAAGAGUAUGUUUGGUGUUUGUAAGAAGAUUCUCGCCACUUGAUUUGUACAUACCUGCAGACCUCCAGAGACUUCAUCUACUGACUGCGCUGGAACAACAUUCCUCUCGCAGGAUGGUAUUUGUUCUUUAAAACACAUUUGAAGGUAGACGUCCUUACUUUAACCUGAAAACAGGCUUCUCCAACUUGGUGCCCUUUAGAUGAUUUGGAUUGUGAUGGCUGGGGCUGAUGAGAGAUGGAGUCCAAAUCAUCUGGAUGGCAUAAGCUUGGCAAUGGGCUUCCCUAAAACAAUCAUCUCAUCUCAUGUAUGGGCUACUUGAUCCUGUUACAAAAGACUCGUUUACCUUGUUUCCUUUCAAAUCAUUUUUCCAGGACUUUCUUUCUUUCUACAGUUGGGACUAAUAUGGGGCCUAUGGCUUUUCAAACCUUAAGAAUGGUCUGUCAUUUCACAAUCUUACACCAGCUGGCAAGCAGCGCUUCAUGGCAGACAUUUCUCCAGAGAUGCUGGAACCUGAUGCUUGAAACUCCACGGCAUGUAAACAUAGUGCCUUCUCCAGUGAAGACUGGAAGUAGAAGGCAGCACAAGGGUUAUCCAGAUAAGAACUUCAGUUUGCU